AAGCAGGAAAGUGCAUGAACGCAGCUCCGAGCGAGCUUCCGGAGCUCUGUCCAACAGGCAGGAGCAGCGGUUCUGCUCUCCGCGGAUCCUCGGAAAAUGCCAGAGGCCGGUGCCGGCGUCCUCCUGCUCCGGGCUUGCCUGGCACUGCUAGCCUGGCCCGUCUACCUGCUGUCCUUCCUGGGCAUGUGGGAGCCUUUCUGCAGGAAGGUCUUUUUCCCUUUCAUCCUAGAAAAGAUUGGCGCAGCUCACGAGAAGAAAGCAAAGAAGUACAAGCAGGAGUUAUUCCGUAACCUGCCUGAUUUUAGGGGCCCCUCCGGGGAGCUGAGGCUGCUGGAGAUCGGCACGGGCGGCGGCACCAACUUCCAAUUCUACCCAGCGGGCUGCAAAGUCACCUGCACCGACAUCAACCCGCACUUCCAGGAGAGCCUGACCAAAAGCAUGAAGAAGAACCAGCACCUCCACUACGAGCAGUUCCUGGUGGCCGCAGGAGAGGACCUGCACCAGGUGCCCAGCGGUUCCGUGGAUGCUGUGGUUUGCACCUUGGUGCUGUGCUCCGUGCACAGCGUCAGCAGCACCCUGAGAGAAGCACUCCGGGUGCUCCGGCCGGGAGGAGUUUUCUAUUUCUUGGAGCACGUGGCCGCUGAGCAUUCCAGCUGGAGGUAUUUUUGGCAGCAAGUCUAUUACCCGACUUGGAAGCUCGUCUUUGCUGGAUGCUGCCUCACGAGAGAGCUGUGGAAGAAUCUGGAAGAGGCCAAAUUCUCGGAGCUGAAGAUCCAGCACAUCAGCGUGGCGAUGCCCUGGAUGCCCAUCGAGCCACACAUCGUGGGGUACGGGGUGAAGUAACCCCUGUCCUGCCCCCCAAAAUUCCUCAUCGUGACCAACACACCUGGCAGGGCACAGCCUCCUCCACACGUGCCCAUAUCAGUAACACGGUGAGGGACUUAAAUCAGAACCCAAACUGCCAGCUGAGAAGAAAGGGUCAAUUUUCUGAGUGUCUCUGAAUCACACAAUCAACAAAGCUGGAAAAGUCCUUUUGGAUCAGAGUCCAACAGCUAACUCAGCACCAGCACCAUGCUCACCACUAAACCAUGUCCCAAGUGCCACAUCCACACGUUUUUUGA
Molecule: messenger RNA, 1121 nt
Organism: Sturnus vulgaris (Common starling)
Lineage: Eukaryota; Metazoa; Chordata; Aves; Passeriformes; Sturnidae
Gene: TMT1A
Product: thiol methyltransferase 1A
Molecular function (GO): S-adenosylmethionine-dependent methyltransferase activity
Source: RefSeq, a predicted model, not a curated record